Molecule: messenger RNA, 1380 nt
Organism: Diospyros lotus (date-plum)
Lineage: Eukaryota; Viridiplantae; Streptophyta; Magnoliopsida; Ericales; Ebenaceae
Product: chalcone synthase-like
Exons: 2
Coding region: 199-1380 (393 amino acids)
Biological process (GO): polyketide biosynthetic process
Molecular function (GO): acyltransferase activity, transferring groups other than amino-acyl groups
Source: RefSeq, a predicted model, not a curated record
UCUCUCUCUCUCUCUCUCUCUCUCUCUCUCUCUCUCUCUCUCUCUCUCUCUCUCUCUGUGUAUAUAUAUAUACACACACACACGCCAUGAGAGCUGCCAAACCUCAAGUACGUAGUCACACGCCUAGUUUCAGCUUCCCAGCUUCUGGUACUUCUUCUUCUUCAAGCUUAAGCUAAUUUAGCUCUCAACGAGACAGGAAUGGCGCCCAAGUCCGUGGAGGAGAUCCGCAAGGCCCAGCGGGCUCAGGGCCCGGCCACCGUCUUGGCCAUUGGCACGGCCACCCCCUCCAACUGCGUCUACCAGGCCGACUACCCCGACUACUACUUCCGGAUCACCAACAGCGACCACAAGACCGAGCUCAAGGAGAAGUUUAAGCGAAUGUGCGAGAAAUCGAUGAUCAAGAAGAGGUAUAUGCACCUGACGGAGGAACUUCUCAAGGAGAACCCUAAUAUCUGCGCCUACAUGGCGCCGUCGCUCGACGCCCGUCAAGACAUGGUCGUCGUGGAGGUGCCCAAGCUUGGCAAGGAAGCUGCAGCGAAGGCCAUUAAGGAAUGGGGCCAACCCAAAUCCAAGAUCACCCACCUCGUUUUCUGCACCACUUCCGGCGUGGACAUGCCAGGCGCCGACUACCAGCUCACCAAGCUGCUCGGCCUCCGCCCCUCCGUCAAGCGCCUCAUGAUGUACCAGCAGGGCUGCUUCGCCGGCGGCACCGUCCUCCGCAUCGCCAAGGAUCUCGCCGAGAACAAUGCCGGAGCCCGCGUCCUCGUUGUCUGCUCCGAGAUCACCGCUGUCACUUUCCGUGGCCCGUCCGACACUCACCUGGACUCCCUGGUGGGGCAGGCGCUCUUCGGCGAUGGCGCUGCAGCGGUGAUCGUCGGCGCGGACCCUGACAGCUCCAUCGAGCGCCCGCUCUUCGAGCUCGUCUCCGCCGCGCAGACGAUCCUGCCGGACUCCGACGGCGCAAUCGACGGCCACCUCCGGGAGGUAGGGCUGACGUUCCACUUGCUGAAGGACGUGCCCGGCCUGAUCUCCAAGAACAUCGAGAAAUCCCUGGUGGAAGCCUUCACCCCCAUCGGAAUCAACGACUGGAACUCCAUAUUCUGGAUCGCCCACCCCGGCGGGCCGGCGAUUCUGGACCAGGUGGAGGCGAAGCUCGGCCUGAAAGAGGAGAAGCUCCGGGCGACAAGGCACAUUCUGAGCGAGUACGGGAACAUGUCGAGCGCCUGCGUGCUGUUCAUUCUGGAUGAAAUGAGGAAGAAGUCGCUGGAAGAAGGCAAGGCCACCACCGGCGAGGGGCUGGAAUGGGGCGUUCUUUUCGGGUUCGGGCCGGGCCUCACCGUCGAGACGGUGGUGCUCCACAGCGUCAGUGCCGCGAAUUAA